AACAAUUUAACUCUUUGGCCUUUGUUUCUUCACUCAUGUUCAAAGAGUAUAAAAAUAUGUUUCACUUUUGUAAUUUUGUUCUGAAUGUUUUUUAAUGUUUUUGUUUUGAUGGGUAGUCCCAGGGUCCCAUCGAGAUCACAGAACCGAACACCCUGCAUCGACUGCCUCGACCAGAAAAAAAGGGUGGUCCGUGGUGGUUUUGGUGUGGUGUGGUGCACUCUGCACGGACGGUGGUGAAUAGUGGAUUUUCGUGGGAUUUUCAAACUAAAAAUAUUUAAAAAAUUAAAUUUUAUUGAAAUGUCUAUGAACUCGUAAGAUCUCAUCGCUUCACAGUUUAUUAUUUUUUAGGGCUGAGAGUUGAGAGCGUGGGAGGAUUAGACUUUCAAAAUGGAUAAUGAACUUUUAGAUAUCUCAACUAGUUUAUGGCUUCAAGUUGGAUACGGGAUCGGUCAUAUACUAAACGAUGUUUGUGCUAGUUUGUGGUUUACCUAUUUUUUAGUAUUUUUUCAUCUCGUGCUAGAAUUUUCGGCUUCUCAAGCUGGAUACUUAAUGUUAAUAGGGCAAGUUGUAGAUGCUUUGUUUACUCCUUUUAUUGGAUAUCAUUCUGAUAACACAAAUAACUAUUUAAGUGCACGAUAUGGGAGGAGGAAGCUGUGGCAUCUUUUUGGUACUGUAUGUGUACUAUUGUCAUUUCCAUUCAUCUUCAUGCAAUGCACCGGAUGUUCCACAUCAGAUAAAUGGGCACAGAUGUUUUAUUUUGCCGCCUUCAUAACAAUAUUUCAAAUUGGAUGGGCAUCUGUGCAGAUAUCACAUCUUAGCUUAAUCCCAGAGCUGGCUGAGGAUCCCCACAUAAGGACACAUCUCACUGCAAUCAGAUAUGGAUUUACAGUUUUCUCAAAUUUAUUUGUCUAUUUCAUCACCUGGAUAAUACUGCAUUUGACUGGAGAGUGUGACAAAGAACAAGUGGGACCAGCAGAUGUGUGGAAGUUCAGGAAUAUAAUGUUCAUAGUCCUGGCCGUGGGUACACUGGCAUCCAUUGUGUUCCACAUCACUGUGCCUGAGAAACAUCAGAGGGGUCAAAUACUGGCUUCCGAUAAUGAAACUAGCACUGUACACUGUGAUAUACUGCGCAAGGGGUUGUUGUAUCAGGUUGCAGGUAUAUACAUGAGCACAAGGCUCGUGGUGAACAUAUCCCAAGUCCUCAUACCCCUGUACCUGCACCGUACUUUAGGGCUGGCGGCACGGUCGCUGGCUGUGGUGCCUCUAGCCAUGUAUAUUGGGAGCCUGGCCGCAGCUGGCCUGCAGAGGUUGGCUCCGAGGUCCUUCACGAGAAAACUGAGCUAUCUAUUGGGUUGUGCCGGCGCAAUCAGUGGCUUGCUGUGGAUUUACUUGGAGUCUGAUGAUAUUUUCAAAGAAUAUUUUAUCUAUGUAGUUGCUGUGUUAAUAGGUUUCGGAGGAGCUCAGAUGCUGGUCACCAGCCUGUCGCUGACGGCGGACCUGGUGGGCGCCACCACGGAUGCGUCGGCCUUCGUGUACGGCUUGAUGAGCUUCACGGACAAGCUGUCUUGCGGCGCUGCCAUUGCGCUUAUACAGAUGUACGCGGACGAGGCUGGCGUUUCCUACUACCGCUAUGUGCUGUCGUUCGUGUGCGGCGCCGCGGCUGCGCUCGGCCUCGCGCUCACGCUCGCCUUGCCCAGCGUCACGCACGACUCCCUGCUACUGACCAUCAACCCAUCAGUAAAUGACGACGAAGUUGUUGCAGCAUCACCGCGUAUAUUGGAGAGUUAGCAAAUUUUGUAAAUAAUUAUUUAGAUAAGUAGGGAAAGGAAAACAUUCCUCAGACAAAUAGUUCAAUGGUUAAAGUGCUAAUUCAAAAGUUUCAUUGUUUCGAAUCUGAUACAUUAGAUUUUUGUCAUACUUAGCAAAAGCUGCAACGGAAUGAAGGAUAAAAAGGAUUUAGUACAUCUGUAACAUGUUUAAGAAUAGAAAAAGACAUUCAACUUUUAAAAAUAUAGUUUUAAAAAUAAUAAAUGUGAUUUUUUUUCAGUAUAGAAUAGAGUAGAAGUACCUAUAUAAAUAGAAUUUUAUGCAAUAAAAAUAUUAUAAUCUCUUAAUUGUGCAAUAUAAUUAUAUAAAUAUUGUUUCGUUUUAAUAAUAUGUUGUUGCAAGUUAAAAAUGUUUAUGUCAAUAGUUAUAAGUAGAGAAGAAUAAUAAUAUAAUUAGGCUCAUACAUAAUGUAUUAUUCGUUAUACAAAUUAUACGUAAACAAGUUUCUAUACUUCUUGGUAUUUUUAUGUCCAUAUAGGCUAGGCAGUAUACAGGUGUUUUUUUUUUAACUGGGACAGUAUGGGGAAAUAAAUAACCAAAGGAGGUACAGGGAAACUGUCUUAGGAAACUAGGUCUUUUUUUAAAAUCAAUUUUGGCAUAGUCAUUUUUUGGUCAAGCGUGAGUUGUCCAUAAAAAUCAAUGAAAUUUACUAAUUUUUUAUUGAUGCUAAGUCCGUAUCUCUUAUGAUCUCGGAUUUCCUCAUACUGUCCCAGUUAAAAAAACACUAUAUUAUGACAACUAUACAUACAUAGGUCAUACGAGUAGGAACCUACUAUAUGUUAUAAUGAGUACUAAAGCAUAUCACAUACUGACCUCUACUUCAAGUACACUGGCCUUGCUAUUGCCAACCUGUUUUUGAACUAAUUCGAUUAUCGCCAUUUUGGCGCUGACAGCUGCAGUAGUAGGGGACUAAAUGUUAGUGAUGAGACUGCACCAUCACUUACCACCAUGUGAGAUUGCAGUCAAGGGCUAACUUGUAUUUGAAUAAAAUAUAAUAGACAUCUAUUAACAGUGUCAGUAUAAAAUAACUCAUUUUGUAAGGCACACCUUAUUCAGUGUACUAGUAUUUAAUACCUGUAUCUGUGAUAUCAAGGGAAUAAAGCAGCUAACAGUUGAAUGUAGCAUGUACUUAUUGCAAUUCUUAUGCUCAAGAAAUAAUAUUAUGAGAUUAAUAACACUUUAAGCUUUAU
Maniola jurtina (meadow brown) is the source of this 3017-nucleotide messenger RNA. Its product is annotated as major facilitator superfamily domain-containing protein 12-like. Gene Ontology annotation, biological process: carbohydrate transport. The transcript has 8 exons. The record is from RefSeq and is a predicted model, not a curated record. The coding region runs from base 388 to 1788 and encodes 466 amino acids. Gene Ontology annotation, cellular component: membrane. NCBI's taxonomy places the organism in Eukaryota, Metazoa, Arthropoda, Insecta, Lepidoptera, Nymphalidae. Gene Ontology annotation, molecular function: symporter activity.